GGUAGAUUACCGUUUUAAGUGAAGUCGUAAAUAAAAAGGCACUAAAUGACGUAAAGAAACUAAAAUAAUCUUAUUUGAGGAGCAACCGAGCAAGUAAAGUUAGGUGGCAUAUGAUGCAUGCCCUCACAAAAAGACGGUCCCAGUUCAUACUUUCCCAGAUGUGAACAGACUUGUAGACCCUCUCCCCGUUAGGUAAUCACUCAGUUUGGGUAAAGUCAGACACAACAGGCAUGGAUUUUCGCCGUAUCAUUAUCAUACAAAAAAGCCCUCUUCUCUAAACAGGUUUAUAUUCUAAGUUAUCUGAAGGCAAACUACUUCUAAAAAUAUCAACCCUUCAAACGGCACAAAGACAUCCACUCCGGAAGGGUGCGCAUCUGUUUAAAAAAAAAAAAAAAAAGUUUUCUAACUCAAGACGUCAACCGAAUGGAAGGAAGUGACGCAGUUGCAAAACGGCCUUUGCUGACAUUUUUAAUCAGUAAGGAAAGAUGUAGACAGUUGUUAAAUUAUUUAUUUAGCUUUUUUCGUUAGUAGUUGGUCUCUUUUGUAAAAUGAGUCUUAAAUGACACAUAGCUUGCAUUAAGCGUUACACGGAAUGCUGUAAAAUUGAAGGGAAGGUCGGAUUUCCAGGUCGUCCAACGAUACAUGGAGUGCCAAAGAAAUAGCAUCUCCUGUGCAGCAGUUGGGUCUGUAUUCAAACUGGAGUGGAUCGAAGUCUGCAGGUUGUUCUCUUCAGUCUUUGCAUUGGGUUGUUUGCUUCCAUGAUUUGAGAAAAGUUUUACUUGUGUGAAAUGAAGAUGGAGGCUGUGCGAAAAGCUGACGUGCUUGUUGAGUCUGAAGUACUCUCUUCUAACUUUGAGGAAGUGAAGUCCCAUGUUGAAUCUGGACAGAGAAAAGAAACUGCAGUAAAAGAAAAUCACAUUGUUACAGACUCUAAUGUAUUAUCUUCUAUGCCUUGUUUGCUUAUGGAACUCAGAAGAGACUCUUCAGAAUCUCACCUUGCUUCCACAGAGAGUGAUAAACCAGCAGCAGGCAGGGCUUAUGAGAGUGACUCUUCAAACCAUUGUAUAUUAUCCCCUUCUUCGAGUGGGCAUUUAGCAGACUCCGACACAUUGUCCUCUGCAGAAGAACAUGAGAUAUCUUUAGCAGUAACUGGCACUGGAGACGCUUCAGGAGUAACAGGCACAUCAGUUGGGCGGAAAUCGAGGAGGUCUAGGUCUGAAAGUGAAACCCCCACAAUGGCAGCAAAGAAAAACCGUCAGUCAAGUGAUAAACAGAAUGGUAGAGUUUCAAAGGUGAAAGGCCAUAAGAGCCAAAAGCACAAAGAAAGGAUCCGUUUGUUAAGACAGAAGAGGGAGGCAGCAUCUCGUAAGAAGUACAACUUGCUGCAGGACAGCAGUACCAGUGAUAGUGACCUUACGUGUGACUCAAGUACUAGUUCUUCUGAUGAUGAAGAGGUUUCAGGAAGCAGUAAGACAAUCACAGCUGAGAUUCCAGGUCCUGUAGGAGUUGGAUUGAUAGUUGGUGACAAAUCCACAUGUGGUCCUGUUUCAGUUAAUGAAGAAAUUAACCUUCCUUCUUCAGACAGUGAAGUGGAAAUAGUUGGUGUGCAAGAAAAUGCAAGGUUUGCUCAUCCUAGAGGAGGUGUUAUUCAAACUGUCUCAUCGUGGAAGAAUGGUUCUAGCACCCAGUAUCUCAAUGCUCAGCCAGUGCCAUGGACAACCGUGUCACCCCCAGAGCACUGGUCUUCACCCCCAGAAGUAGUUGACCUUACUCUGGAUGAAGAUGCUAGGCGCAAAUAUUUGCUAUGAUAACAAUGGCACUCUUGUUUCUGUUUUUAUUUUGUUGUAGAGCAUAAAACCAUUAUCCUUGCCUUCACAAGUUCCCACUUCUAGUAUUGUAUUUCAGUCUGUUGCUAACUUCCUCCUUAGAAUUUGACUCUUUUUUAACAUAACAAUAUCAGUGCAGCACUGAGGCAGAAGUAUGCUUUUAGCAUGAAAUGUGUUUAAAGUUUUACUUUGAGUGGGAUUCAAAAGUAUUGAAUCAAAAUAAGUAUCUCCCUUUGGCAAUUCCUUUUUCAGUUGGUCAUUUUAGUAAUUGCUCUGUUAAUCUGCUAAAUAUUCAGCAAAAUUUGCAAAAAUUUUAAAGUUCAUUUAAAACCAUUGCCAGUUUUCUUUUUGAGUAGGGAGUAGUAAUUUAAGAAAUGUGCACUUUUUUUUAGCUUUCUGUUUUUUGCACCUUCCUCUCCCUAGCCUAAGAAAUGACUGACAGCUGAUGAAAGCAUGCCCCUGUUUUGUCUUACCCGGGUUAGAUUUUCAUACCUAAAACAUGUUGCAUUCUGCUAGUUUAUGUACUCAGUGCUACAUAAUACCAGAGGAACUGAAUUUUACAUUGUGGAAACUGUCUUUCCUUGUAAUAAUUCAUUUGCAUUUGUCAAAGCACUUUUCAUUUAAAUUUUGUAACACCACUUACUGCCCACUGGGUCUAUUUCUCCAUUCAACUGCCCUGUUUGAGGGAGAUGCUACUUACUCGAUGUAUAUAUAACAUAUGUGAGGUGUCCACUGGGAGAAUACAAGGUCUAGUUUUGAUGAGAAGAUCUGGACUAAAUGAAAAGUAAUGAUCUCAGAAGAUAACUGUCAUAGAUGCAGGAUGCCAGCCAAGGCGUAACAUCAGCCCAUGACAUACCAUUAUCUUUCUUCCCAUUCAGGUAAAAACGUGCAAGGAAGUGGUUUCAUCACAGGAAACGGUCAACAUACUUCGGUUUGAAUUUGUAUCUUGAGAGUUCCCUUUGUUUUGUGAACCUUUCUCUCAGCACAUUAUUUUCGGGCUUUGUGGAGCCUUGACUGUCUGUAAUAUGUUUAACCAGUAAGCAGUGUGACAGCGUUAAUGGCAGUUGCCUGGUUGAUUUUAUUUUGCAGUAUGGCAUACUGGUUCUGUUUGUUUUUUUGUUUUCUUUUUUUUUUUUAAUUUAUGUGAAAUAUAAGUAGUUUACCGUCUGAUCUUCAACAGCUACUUUGAUUUGCAGUUUAUUUAAAAGAGCCCUCAUGAAGUUAAGUUGCUAACAACUUUUUCUCAUUGUAAUGUGUUAAUGCCAUACUGUUGCGGGUACUGUUCCUUAAAAUAUUUAAAAGGGCCAUUUUGCUUUUAAAUUUGCUAUAUUUUCCAUUUUCACGUCCUCAAUAUUGUGAAGUAAUUAGUCUUUUAUAGAAAGAUCUGCAAAUGUUUAGCUCUGUGAUAAAACUGAAAAGCAGCUUGGGUUCAGUUUGUUUCAUUUUAAUAGUGAGAAAAUCUGCUGUUAGUGAAAUAUCAUGUUGCAUCCCAUGGGAUUCUGUGACCCUCAGCCAAAUAUUGAGCUGGUAAAAUCCAACUGCUCAGUACAGUUGUGUAUCUUGGCAUUAUCUUUGCUAAAGAAAAAUAAAAACUUUCUUGAGCUGCA
Messenger RNA from Protopterus annectens (West African lungfish), 3433 nucleotides. It is a transcript of the gene ARK2N, whose product is annotated as chromosome chr1.part1 C18orf25 homolog. Gene Ontology annotation, biological process: ubiquitin-dependent protein catabolic process. Gene Ontology annotation, molecular function: ubiquitin protein ligase activity. The record is from RefSeq and is a predicted model, not a curated record. The transcript is spliced from 5 exons. The coding region runs from base 789 to 1808 and encodes 339 amino acids. Lineage: Eukaryota; Metazoa; Chordata; Ceratodontiformes; Protopteridae.